AUGGCAUCUAUGUUGACUAUGAUAUGCUGUCCACAUGGAGGGACGGAGAUGCUGAAGAUUGUUGCAACUGGAAAGGAGUUCAUUGCAGCAACCAAACAGGUCAUGUUCAAAUUCUUGAUCUUCGUAGUUCAGUUCAUUUUGUAUGAUUGUGACAUCCCUCAAUCCAUAGAGUUAUUCACCAACUUAAGGUAUCUCAUCCUCUCUUAUUCUGAUUUUGUUGGGAGUAUUCCCAAUCAACUGGGAAAGCUUUCAAACUUACAAUAUGUUGAUUUGAGUAACAAUCACUUGGAUGGAGCUAUCCCUUGGCAAAUUGGAAAUCUUUCCAAGUUGCAGUACCUUGAUCUUGGAGAAAAUUAUCUUGUUGGAGUGAUUCCUUAUCGACUUGGGAAUCUCUCCAAGCUCCACGCUCUACGACUUGGUGGUGAUUGUUCUAACCCCACAGUAGCUGACAAAAACAAUGGUGAUAUAGAGUGGAUAUCAAAGCUCUCUUUAUUAACAAAUCUUGAGUUGAGUUAUGUGCGUGAUGUCGGCAAUUCUCAGAUGUGGUUGCACAUGAUGAUGGGUAAACUCGUGCCAAAACUAAAAGAAUUGACACUAACCGGAUGUGGCAUUUCUUAUGCUUAUGGCCCUCCUCUAUCUGCUUCUUCUUUCAACUAUUCUUCUUCUCUUGUCAUCCUUGACCUCUCUGACUAUAACUUGAACUCAUUAUUAUUUCAAUGGCUCUUCCUCUUCAACUCCAGCCUUCAACAGCUUUAUCUACAAACUUGCAGUCUUUCAUCUCAUAAUCUCUAUUUUUUAUCUUCCCAUUUUCAUUUUCUUUCUCUCAUUGUUCUUGAUCUCUCUUAUAAUAAAUUGAUGUCAGUAAUGACAUUGAACUUCGGCUCCAAUCUUCAAAAGCUUUAUUUGGAAAAUUGUAGCCUUUCAUCAAAUAAUCUUAUCUUCACAUCUUUCAAUCCCAACCUCACUUCUCUUAUACAUCUUGAUCUGUCUCAAAAUCAUUUGGCAUCAACGACCAUAUUCUAUUGGAUUUCCAACUUCACCUUCAAUCUUCAUGAACUGGACCUCAGUUACAAUUCGCUUAGUGGUUUCAUUCCCUAUGGUUUUGGAAACAUAAUGAGGUCUCUUGAAGAUCUUGAUCUCUCCUAUAAUCAUCUGCAAGGUGAACUCCCAACAUCACUAGGGAAUAUAUGCACAUUGAAGAACUUAACACUUGCCUACAAUAACUUCAGUGGGGACCUUUCGAGCGGCGCAGCCUCUCUCGGUCUCUCCAAUCUCCAGUUUUCAAUUUUCACUUCCAUUCCCUUCAGAUUUCAGACAACGACGGCCAACGGAGUAGUGAAGCGUGGCUGGUCGCAAUCUCACAAGUCGCCUCUCAAUCUCCGCUCUCGGCUAUUCUGUCAUCUGCAAAGUGCGAAAGAGGCCGUCGCCGUCGGAGAGCAGUGCUCACUGCUCAGUGCUCACUCACUCUGCCUCUCUCGUCUUGGCUUCAGCUCUUCACUCACGGAGUCACGGUCCCACUCUCCAGUUCUAGCCUCCAUUGAAGUCGCAAGCUUCGUAGCUUCUCUCCAGCCCAGUCGGCCAGUCCAUCGUCGGCGUCAGUCUUUGCUGUAG
Messenger RNA from Neltuma alba, 1611 nucleotides. RefSeq names its product putative receptor-like protein kinase At3g47110. NCBI's taxonomy places the organism in Eukaryota, Viridiplantae, Streptophyta, Magnoliopsida, Fabales, Fabaceae. Bases 1 to 1611 code for a protein of 536 amino acids. The record is from RefSeq and is a predicted model, not a curated record. The transcript is spliced from 3 exons. Gene Ontology annotation, molecular function: protein binding.